AUGGGCCGUGCAAUGUGUGAGUACGAUGGCGGCCCAGACGUUACUCGCUUUGCCGCCCUCAAAUCCAAGCACAAGGAACUGCAGCGCCGCGUCACCCUCUUUGAAGAUUUCAUCCGCCUGCUGCCGAUGCGCCCCGAGGUGGAGUCCGUCAAAAUUAUCGGCCGCAUGCGCAUCGCCAACAUCGAAACGGAUCUCGAAGACCUCGUUAAGUUCAUCAAGAACGCCGACUUGUUGGUGCGAAUGGCCUCCGCCCAGUCGGACCAGACACCCCUGGCCUCAGGGGAGCCCAGUGUCGACACGCACCUACCAACCAUGCCCCUGGACGACAUCUCCUCUCUCAUCGAGCUUUUGUAA
This is a messenger RNA of Colletotrichum spaethianum, 354 nucleotides long. RefSeq lists its product as uncharacterized. The transcript has a single exon. Bases 1 to 354 code for a protein of 117 amino acids. NCBI's taxonomy places the organism in Eukaryota, Fungi, Ascomycota, Sordariomycetes, Glomerellales, Glomerellaceae. The record is from RefSeq and is a predicted model, not a curated record.